CGCAGGGUUGGCGCGAGGUGGGGCGCGGCUGGCGAUUGCGCGGGGGCAACCGCCUGGCCGGCGCAGAGUCUGUGAGGUGUCUGGGACCCGCCACAGCGGCUGCAGUUCUCCGCGAUGCCGAGGCCAGAGACGGGCAGCUCGCCACUCUGAGCCGGUCUCAACACGGAAGGCAUAGAGGGAGGCCAUGGCGGAGUCCUCCGAGUCCGGGCGGCUGGCGUCGGAGGACGGCGGCGGGAGCUUGGAAGCGGAGGACGACGAGGAGCGGGAGCCGCUGCUGCCGCGGAUCGCCUGGGCCCAGCCACCUAAGGGCGCCCCCGGGAUCGCCGUCAGGCUCGUGGAGGCUGCCGGCCAGGAGGGCGCGGCCUGUCCUCUCGAGGCUGGAGACAAGGAACUGCUGCUCCGGUCUUGGGACGCGCCCAGCCGGCCCUCCCGGAGCGUGAGUGUCCGCCGGAGCUCGCCCACCCACCCCACCCGGAAACGCCCCCGAGGUGCAGCAUUGAAUACAUUCUUGGACGAUCCUGAAUUUGCUGAUACUGUGUUGAAAGCAGAGCAAGCAGUAGAAUUUGGAGUUUUUCCAGAAAGAAUCUCUCAAGGUUCAAGUGGAAGUUACUUUGUGAAGGAUCCUAAGAGGAAAACUAUAGGUGUGUUUAAACCCAAAUCGGAAGAGCCUUAUGGUCAACUGAAUCCAAAAUGGACCAAAUAUGUUCAUAAGGUCUGCUGCCCUUGCUGCUUUGGUAGAGGCUGCCUGCUUCCUAAUCAGGGAUACCUUUCUGAAGCUGGUGCCUCUCUUAUAGAUGAAAAGCUUCAUCUGGGCAUUGUACCUAAAACAAAGGUGGUUUGGCUUGUCAGUGAGACAUUUAACUACAGUGCAAUUGACCGUGCAAAAUCUAGAGGCAAAAAGUAUGCUUUAGAGAAAGUCCCUAAAGUAGGUAGAAAAUUCCAUCGGAUAGGACUCCCUCCUAAGAUUGGUUCCUUUCAGUUAUUUGUUGAAGAUUACAAGGAGGCUGAAUAUUGGCUUAGGAAAUUUGAAGCUGACCCUUUGCCUGAGAAUAUUAGAAAAGAAUUUCAGUCACAGUUUGAAAGAUUAGUUAUUUUGGAUUACAUCAUCAGAAAUACAGACAGGGGAAAUGAUAAUUGGUUAAUCAAAUAUGAAAAGCAGAAACAGGGAAAGGAAAUUAAGGAAACGGAAUGGAUUGAUGAUAAAGAAUCACUUAUUAAAAUAGCUGCAAUUGAUAAUGGUCUGGCAUUUCCCUUUAAGCAUCCUGAUGAAUGGAGAGCAUAUCCAUUUCACUGGGCUUGGCUCCCUCAGGCAAAAGUUCCUUUUUCUGAAGAAACAAGAAACUUAAUUCUACCAUAUAUUUCUGACAUGAACUUUGUGCAAGAUUUAUGUGAAGAUCUUCAUGAGCUUUUUAAGAUUGACAGAAAAUUUAACAAAGCCACUUUUGAAAGUCAGAUGUCUGUGAUGAGAGGUCAGAUCUUAAAUCUUACUCAGGCACUGAAGGACGGGAAGAGUCCUGUUCAGCUGGUACAAAUGCCCUGUGUGAUUGUGGAGCGCAGUCAAGGUAGAAAUCAGGGCCGGAUUGUGCGGACGAGCAGUUCUUUCACCCAGACUGUGCACUGCAGGAAGCCAUUCUUUUCCUCCUGGUAGCACAUGUAAGAGUAAAGGAAGCAAACCGUUCGGCAUUAUUAUGUUGUUAAAACAAUACAGUAAUGCAAAUCUGUUAAGAGCUCCCAUUGCCAAAACCUCAAAUAAUGUAAGUCUUUAAAAGGUUAUCUUUUGAAUGUAAUCAAAAGUUUACAGCUUUUUUGUCCAAAUAUUAAAUUUCUAUUUCAGGGAAGAAGUGAUAGAUCGCCUAUAUUGUAUUUUCGUAGAAAAAUUGUAUUUUAUGUUGUUGAUGUUAGUUUAAAAGGUAAUUUCUUGGUUUACAUACUCUGAAAGGACUGUAAUUACUUUAGAAUCCAAGUAGAAAAGUAAGGUAUUUGUUUACUUUGAAUAACUUUUUAUAUUCUUUUUAAACAUUGAGAAGGAUGUUCAUGUUCACUCUUCUUACAUUAUAAAAGGCCGGUGAGGGUGAAACUGCUCUUGUGAGUUUUAAUAAGUGGUGAAUAGAAAAACAGGUAAGAAUAGAGCAAUGUUGCCUUAAUUGAAAAAGCUGCUAUUUUAGAACUUGAAUAAGUGUCCCUAAAGUGACCAUUGCUAUUAGGGACCAGAAAGUUAUAUUUUGGUUGAGUAGAAGAUCACCAUUUUAUUUUCUGUACUUCAGAAUAUUUUUGGUCAAUUAUUUUGUAAUAGUAAGGAAACAAAUCUAAAGAUAUUCUCCCUUUAGAAAGAAAAAUGGAAACACUCAGCUGAGACUGGAGGGGACUAACAGGAAAUUAAGGCAGAUCUCUAAUAUUUUGAAAUUCCAAAAUAGCAUUAGAAGUCCCUUUUGUUUCUUGCAUGGGAUCAAUUACUUAAUCUAUUAGUACUUUAGAGUACUGAUCUUACUCAGUUUAGUAGUUCAGUUAGUAUUAACUUUACCGAAAAGUAAACCAUACCCCAAAGUAUAUAUUGGAUUGCAUUUUGGGGUCCU
Molecule: messenger RNA, 2573 nt
Organism: Lutra lutra (Eurasian river otter)
Lineage: Eukaryota; Metazoa; Chordata; Mammalia; Carnivora; Mustelidae
Gene: PI4K2B
Product: phosphatidylinositol 4-kinase type 2 beta
Exons: 10
Coding region: 185-1648 (487 amino acids)
Biological process (GO): phosphatidylinositol phosphate biosynthetic process; Golgi organization; endosome organization
Cellular component (GO): trans-Golgi network; plasma membrane; lysosomal membrane
Molecular function (GO): 1-phosphatidylinositol 4-kinase activity
Source: RefSeq, a predicted model, not a curated record